Xiphophorus couchianus (Monterrey platyfish) is the source of this 3169-nucleotide messenger RNA. It is a transcript of the gene efemp1, whose product is annotated as EGF containing fibulin extracellular matrix protein 1. Gene Ontology annotation, molecular function: calcium ion binding. The record is from RefSeq and is a predicted model, not a curated record. The transcript is spliced from 11 exons. NCBI's taxonomy places the organism in Eukaryota, Metazoa, Chordata, Actinopteri, Cyprinodontiformes, Poeciliidae. The coding region runs from base 209 to 1588 and encodes 459 amino acids.
ACUCAAACAGCAUGUUCAUCACAACCUUGUUCUCCCUCAAGCAUCUAACAUCCCCUGCUCAGUUUACACAGUAGCGGCCAGACUGCUGGGCAAGCCACACGUCCUGGUUCGCAGCUACUUACCCUGAAGACGGUUUCUGCAGCACCGCUUGGGGAGUUGAAGAACCGCAGGUAAACGCAGCGCCUCUCUUCUUACAAACUGGGUCGAAAUGUUGGGGGUCUGCGUGUGUCUGUGUGCGGUUUUCACGCAGGUUCUGUCUCAGGAGACCGAGGAGCCCGUUACAGUCUCAUGCACAGAAGGCUACACCUAUGACAAAGUAAGGGAGCAGUGCAGAGACAUUGAUGAGUGUGAACUUAUGGAGGAUGCGUGCAAAGGAGGGAUGCAGUGUGUCAACCACUUCGGCGGGUACCUCUGCCUUCCCAAGAGUGCCAUCAUCUACGUUACAAACGAGGUGGACCCGCCUCCGUUGCCUGAGCAGGUACCCCAGGUUCCUGUUGUCCCACCAAACCAGGGACAUCGCACUCGGCAUACAGGGGGCCACAGGGGCUCUCAAACCAGCCAAACCAGCCAAACCAUUCGCUGUUCUAGUGGCUUCACUGCUGAUGAGCAGAACAUCUGCAGAGACAUAGAUGAAUGUGCAACAGGCAUACACAGUUGUGGGCCUGAACAGACCUGCUACAACACCAGAGGCUCCUUCACGUGCCAGUGUCCUCUCGGCUACUAUAGGAAUGGGGACAGCUGUGUCGACAGAGACGAGUGUGCCAUGAGCCACUACUGCAUGCACGGAUGUGUGAAUACUCUGGGCUCAUACUACUGUGAAUGCAAUCCUGGUUACAAAUUAGCCCACAACAAUUAUUCAUGUACUGAUGUGAAUGAAUGCGAAGUGGAGUCUUCGUGUCAGCAUAAUUGCUUCAACUUGAUUGGCUCCUUCCUGUGUCAGUGCGAUCACGGCUUCGAGUUGGCUCCAAACCAGGUCUCCUGCGAAGACAUUGAUGAAUGCAGCUUGUCUACCUACAUGUGCCAGUACCAGUGUGUUAACACCCCUGGAAGUUACUCAUGCGAGUGCCCGCCAGGAUAUCAGCUCCAGGGAAAUAGGUUGUGUCAAGACAUUAAUGAGUGUGAGAUGGGGACCCAUGACUGCCAAGAUGAUGAAAUGUGCUGGAACUAUUAUGGAGGUUUUCGCUGUUACCCUAGAAACCCCUGCGAGCCUCUUUACACCCUGACCUCUGAAAAUCGCUGUAUCUGUCGAGCUCCGUCUGAGUGCCAGGGUCUCCCUCCGUCAAUAGUCUACAAAUACAUGAGCAUCCAGGCAGAGCGAUCUGUGCCAGCGGACAUUUUCCAAAUUCAGGCCACUACUGUGUACACCAACACACACAACAGCUUCAGAAUUAAAGCUGGGAAUGAUGGAGGAGAGUUUUUCCUUCGGCGUUCCAGUAAUGUGAGUGCCAUGUUGGUGCUUACCAAGCCCUUAUCAGGGCCCAAGGAGUACGUGGUAGAUCUGGAGAUGAUCACUCACCAUCUGACCAUGAACUACCGCGCCAGCUCAGUGCUGCGGCUCACCAUCAUAGUGGGGGCUUACCCUUUCUGAGCUUUAGAGAUCCCAGCAGCCCCCAUAAGUCUGGUUUCAGCAAACAUAGCAAAUGCCUGUAUCAGCAUACUCUACAUUCUCACUCUCAAUUAUGCAAAUAGCAUAGCCUGAUUCAGUCAAACACCAGCAAAAGUAGUUCUUAUAUGGUUGCUCAAAUCAUACCAAAUCUGUGCUAUAUUAUCACUAUUGGGUGUCUAGCUCUUAAUAGGAUGCCCUAAACUUUAAAGAUGUCCUUGUUUUUUCACUCCUUAUAGUUAAUCUUUAUAAAUUGUUCUUUGCAAUAUCCCAAACAACUGGAAACAGUGUGAUGGCACUCAUGAGAAGAGGGCUUGUAGACACUCUAACUGAAAUAUUUGAAUUCAGCUCCACCUAUUGUUCAUUUAUGCCUUUGUUCAAAUGAAAAAUGCUUUAAGUAACCUGUUGAUGCAUCUAUUAUUAUUAUCUGAGAAAUCAACACUUAAGCACAUAAAAAAUAUCCAGGGGUAGCAGCUUUGUAUGCAACAGUAAUCUACUGUUUGUACUUCAGAGCUUCUAUUGAUGAAUAUUAGGAGUCAGGGAUGCAAAUUUCUAUAGUUUGCCUCAUAAGUGAAAAUUUCUAGAGAACUAUAGGAACAGUUCAAAAGUUUAAAAAGAGGUAAUCACCCAGCGAGUUGAGAGAGUGUUAAACUCUGUGUCACUGCAGGCUUAAACAUGUAUAUAUAAAAGAUUUUUUUUUAAAUUGUUGUUGUUGUGUAUGUGCGAAUGUUGAUGAGUGCAUGUGCGUGUGUGCCACGAGCUUUGUUUAUGCCUGCAUGCAGAUGUAAGUGUGAAAUGGAGGGAAAGAAGGGGAAAGAAUGAGAAAGUCUUUGCUUUUCCUUCUUGGGGUUUGGUGGAUGUGACUGAGCUGUUUAUGUGUUUCUGUGAUGCCAUCCCAGCAAGCUUUAGGUCACAGAACCAAUAACAGAGGCCCUUAAACUCAAGAACACACAGAGGAAAUGAUUGCUUUGGUAACACACCUUGGCAACUUGACCGUUCUCUGUUGCUGUUAUUCUCCAGAGUCUCUGCAAGCCCCUCUAAUGUCGGUCCCAGUCUAGAAGUCACACUGGCACCGGGCUGGCUUGCGUUAUAAAAGAUAAUUGCAGUAUUUUGCCCUGUAGCGGGUUCAUGCUCAACACAGGGGAUUAUUAAAGUGUUAAUACAAUGCCACCAGACAUUUGGCAGAGAGAGAGAUCUUUCACUACCUGUUCUGCCUCUUAUGGCUCCAUGUGUCUGCUCUGGCUCAAUGCUGAAACACUGUAAACUGUUGAUUCACACCACUGAAAAACUUACAUGUUGUCAUCACUCUGUAAGUGCAGAAAGUUACCCAGCUAUGCUUUAAGAAAUCCCUUUUGUGUGGUUUCAGCUCUCAUUAUGUCGUAGUGCCUUCAAGCCCUGUACAAAACCUGUAACACUAAUCUAAUCAUUCAUGUUGUCAAGACUGAGAUGCCUUAAUGUUUUUUUUUCAGUUUCUAUUUAAAUAUAUAUUUUGUCAUAUGUAUCUUGUAUUGAUUGUACUCUGAAGAGCAAAAGCUAUGUUGUUAAAUAAAAUGUGAUGUAAAAAUA